Sphaerodactylus townsendi is the source of this 979-nucleotide messenger RNA. It is a transcript of the gene PSMA7, whose product is annotated as proteasome 20S subunit alpha 7. The coding region runs from base 96 to 842 and encodes 248 amino acids. The transcript is spliced from 7 exons. Gene Ontology annotation, cellular component: nucleus; proteasome core complex; proteasome core complex, alpha-subunit complex. Gene Ontology annotation, biological process: ubiquitin-dependent protein catabolic process. NCBI's taxonomy places the organism in Eukaryota, Metazoa, Chordata, Lepidosauria, Squamata, Sphaerodactylidae. The record is from RefSeq and is a predicted model, not a curated record.
AAUGGGAAGAGCGGCGCGUGCGCACUGAGGGAAAGUGACGGUGCUGUUUCUCGUCGUGUGGAGGAACCCGACGGUGCUUUUUUGAAGCCGCCGCCAUGAGCUACGACCGGGCCAUCACCGUCUUCUCCCCGGACGGGCACCUCUUCCAAGUCGAGUAUGCCCAGGAGGCCGUGAAGAAAGGCUCCACCGCGGUCGGAGUACGAGGAAAAGACAUUGUGGUCCUUGGUGUGGAGAAGAAAUCUGUGGCAAAACUUCAAGAUGAAAGGACUGUCCGGAAAAUCUGUGCUCUUGAUGACAAUGUCUGCAUGGCUUUUGCAGGGCUCACAGCAGAUGCCAGGAUAGUUAUAAACAGAGCUCGGGUGGAGUGUCAAAGCCAUAGACUUACAGUGGAGGAUCCUGUCACCGUGGAAUAUAUUACACGUUAUAUUGCUAGCCUAAAGCAGCGGUAUACCCAGAGCAACGGCCGCAGACCUUUUGGGAUUUCUGCCUUGAUUGUGGGAUUUGACUUCGAUGGAACGCCAAGGCUAUAUCAGACCGAUCCUUCUGGGACCUACCAUGCUUGGAAGGCUAAUGCCAUUGGCAGAGGAGCAAAGUCAGUGCGUGAAUUUUUGGAAAAAAACUACACCGAUGAAGCAAUAGAAACCGAUGAUCUGACCAUUAAGCUUGUUAUCAAAGCCCUUCUUGAGGUUGUACAGUCUGGUGGGAAAAAUAUCGAGCUAGCUGUUAUGAGAAGAAACCAGCCUCUCAAGAUCUUGAGCCCUGAAGAGAUUGAAAAAUAUGUUGCCGAAAUUGAAAAGGAAAAAGAAGAAAGUGAGAAGAAGAAACAGAAGAAAACAUCGUGAGGAAUGAACUCCCAAUUCCAAAGUUGCUGGGUUUGGAUUUUGAAAACCAAUCAUGAGUUAACUCUGUAUAGUUGUGCAGGCAUUCCACUUCUGUGACCCUCAUAAGAGACCUACAAUAAACCACCUGGUUUUUUAAA